AUGGUCGAUCUUAGCAGUAAACAAGCCAAAAUGAACUCCCUUCUGAAUCGAAAAAGAAAAGUCGAGACGGGUACACCGCCAGCAUUCGAUCCGACGCCAGGAACGUCGUCACAAUCUGUGAAGCUCACAACAGAAGAUACUGAGCAGAAAGAUCCGGAAACGGAAGAGACGAGACGCAAGGCUGCUGAAGCAAUUCUGCGUGAUUCUAAGAGAGCAAAAGAACGAGCAGAAUUGGUUGGACCGCAAGGAUGGCUGCGUCCGAGAAGCCUAAAUACAAACAAACAAUUUCUUCAUAGAACACUUGCGUCAACUCUAUCGGAAAGGAAACCGAAACGAGCGAAAUCCCCAUCUGAUUACGAUGUGACGGAACCUAGGUCUUCUAAAGGGAAACAUAACAAACCCAUUUAA
Necator americanus (New World hookworm) is the source of this 408-nucleotide messenger RNA. RefSeq lists its product as uncharacterized. NCBI's taxonomy places the organism in Eukaryota, Metazoa, Nematoda, Chromadorea, Rhabditida, Ancylostomatidae. Bases 1 to 408 code for a protein of 135 amino acids. The record is from RefSeq and is a predicted model, not a curated record. The transcript has 3 exons.